Messenger RNA from Rubroshorea leprosula, 2545 nucleotides. Lineage: Eukaryota; Viridiplantae; Streptophyta; Magnoliopsida; Malvales; Dipterocarpaceae. The record is from the annotation of a GenBank genome assembly.
CAUAACUUAACAGAAUUAAGGUUUCUUAUCCUUGAUUCUGUGAAUAUGUCUCUGGUUGUGCCUUCUUCCUUGCUAAACUUGACUUCUUCCUUGGAGCAUUUGAGCCUUGGCUCUUGUAAUUUGCAAGGAAACUUUCCAAGCCAAGUUUUUCAGCUUCCAUCUCUCCAGCUUCUUGAUUUAAGCGACAACUCUCAUUUAGGAGAUGUUUUUGGAAAAAUGCAAAAGCUAACUCAUUUGAGCCUUUUUAAUAAUAGUUUUGAGGGUGAAAUUCCUACAUCAAUCUUCAACCUCGCUAAUCUUACUUAUUUGAGAUUGUCAUCAAAUAAGCUAAGAGGGCCUCUUCCUCGCAAUAUAAGUGGACUCUCAUUUUUACAAGAGUUUCAAAUGGAUAAUAAUUUCACCACAGGUCAUGUACCAUCUUGGUUGUUUUCUCUACCUUCUUUAUCCAAUUUAGACCUCCAAAACAAUAGACUUACCGGACCUAUUGAUCAUAUUGAGAUGCCUAAUCCCAUUUUACAAGAAGUCUAUUUGUCCAAUAAUGAUAUAAAUGGUUCAAUUCCUAGCUCUUUCUUUCAUCUUGUCAAUCUUACUAUAGUCGACCUUUCUUCAAAUAAUUUAGGUGGCACCAUUGCAGCCAACAUGCUUUCAAAACUUGUAAACCUUCGGAAUCUGGAUCUUUCCAAUAAUAGUUUGCUGUCUUUGAGCAAGAAUAACACUGCUGUCAACUAUUCCUUUCCGAACCUCAGGUCUUUAAAAUUCUCCUCUUGCAACAUAUACAAUUUCCCAAGUUUCUUGAGGAAGGCAGAGAGUUUGCGAGAAUUGGAUAUUUCCAAGAACAAGAUUUUUGGUCAAAUUCACAAAUGGGAAAUAGAAGGGAUGUCAUUGAAUACCUUAGACCUUUCUUAUAACUUAUUGACUGGUAUAGAUUCAUUUGGUUUUGGAAAUCUUGAAACCGUUGACCUUAGAUCCAACUUACUACAAGGAUCACUUCCCAUUCUGUCAACUAGGGAUUCGAUAAAACAACUCUUCAUUUCAGAGAAUAAUUUGACUGGCCAAAUCCCUUCUUCUUAUUGCAAUUUGACUUCUCUUUCAGUUCUGGAUUUAGCUAAUAAUAGUUUGGGAGGAAAAAUUCCAAAAUGUCUUGGAAACUUAAGUGAUCUCUUCGUCUUGGAUUUGCAGAUGAAUAAGUUUCAUGGUACAAUACCAAAUUCUUUUGUCAACGGGAGUGAACUGAGAACUCUUAACCUAAAUGACAACCAGUUGGAAGGGAUACUGCCAGAGUCUUUGGUUAAUUGCAGUAAGUUGGAAAUUCUAGAUGUGGGGAACAAUAACUUGAAUGACACCUUUCCACAUUGGUUAGGUGUUCUUCCAUUGCUAAAAGUUCUCAUCCUUCGAUCUAAUCGAUUUCAUGGUGCCAUCAACAAUUCUAUGCUUGCAUUUUACUUCCCUCAGUUGAGAAUCAUUGAUGUUGCGCAGAAUGAUUUUAUGGGUCUCCUACCGAAUAACUAUUUCAAAAUUUUGAAAGGUAUGAGAGAUGUAGCUCCAGCUAAUGAAUUGGAAUACAUUGGUGGUGAGGAGCAAGGAUUUAUUAGGGGACGUAAACUAAGUCAAAGCUUCAUUUCCUUUGGGAGUCUCAGUCGUGAUGCCUCAUUUUCUCCUCUUACUUAUAACUUUUCUGUGAAGCUGGGAGAACUCAAUUCACUAAUAGUGCUAAACUUGUCUCACAAUAGUCUCACAGGUCAAAUUCCAUCAUCGUUGGGGAAAUUAGCAGAACUCGAGUCAUUUGAUCUCUCAUCAAACAAACUUGAAGGCAGGAUUCCUGAGCAAUUGACAAAUCUGACAUUCCUAUCAGUUUUGAAUCUUUCACACAAUGAACUUGUGGGCCACAUACCUGAAGGGAAGCAGUUCAGUACCUUCUCAAAUGAUUCCUACAUUGGAAACUCUGGGUUGUGUGGAUUCCCACUAACAAAGAAAUGCCACAACGAGGAAGGACCAGGAGCACCUCCAUCACAAUUUGAUGAAGAUGAUGACUCUACAACACUCUUUGAGUGGAAGUUUGCAUUGGCAGGCUAUGGGUGUGGAUUGGUGUUGGGACUUAGUCUGGGAUACAUUGCCUUCACUACAGGAAAGCCAUGGUGGGUGGUGAAGAAAGUGGAGAAAUACCAACAGAAAUUGAUUGGAAGUUUCUCCUUUGAAGUUUUUGGUGGAUCACUGCAGAAAUGGGGAAAAAUCACCUUGUCACAGAUUGGUACAUUGUCUACCAUAACUAGUUCACUUGGCUGUAUAUUGCUGCUCUUAGACACUUGGGCACUAGUUGAUGCUACUGCAGAAGAGAUGUUAAUCAACAGAGGUUGUCAGGGUGAAGUUCCUCUUACUUUGAACCAACAAAGAAUGACUAUCCCCUCGGAAACAAAUUCUUGAGGCAGUUUGUACAGUCACCAUAGGAGAUGAUGUUGUGAUCUUAUUAGCUUUCAAUGAGUAAUUUUCUUGUGUUUUGCAAUAAUAUAAUAUGAAGCUUAUUUCAUAAUAGAUCACAACAAGAAUU